CACGCAUCACGUUAAAGAGCGGUGCUGCUCCCGGAGCUGGCAACGCUGACGCUUUUAUCCUGAUCAAGUAACGGCCGGAUAGGCGUCCGACAGCACCUCACAACCCCCGGCAUUUUAGCACAACUGAGUGGCAAUCUCUUAUCUAAUGAUAAAGGGACUGGACGCCGGUUGACUGUUUAUUUAGAAGUGCUGUCGAGCAGAAACGAAUCUCCUUCCUGGAAAGAUCUCGUGCCGGAUUACACAGCACCGCAAUGCGAAUGUCGAGCGAAGAGACGCUUAAAGCAGCACAGCUGUAUUUAACAUGGGCGAAAAAAAGAGGAAUUAGCCGCCACACCGACAGCUGAAUCGUGAGAGAUGUUCUGUCUCCCCGCUCUGAGGUAAAAACGGCGCUGUGAGACUGCAUGAAACGGCUGUUUUUCGAGAUCGUCAACUAAUCUAACGUUACAGCAGUGCAUCUUCAUAUGAGACAGCGCGAGAUAAUCUGGCCGGUGCGCGGCGGACCACGAAUAAUAAAUACACUGAGGGGUGGCACUCGUUUUCAGAGACCGGUCGGUGUCUGACCGUGUCCCACAUGACCUACUUUCAAAAGCUUUAAUGCGGGAGAUGCAGCCGCAGUGAGAAGCAAAAGAGACUUUCCGCACUGAAAAACAGCUCCCUGUUUACUCGCAUGUGUGACCGAGGUCGUGUGGACCUCAGAUGACAUGAACGUCACGGCCCUGGAAGACUUGAACAGUGAUAAAGAAGCAUCCUCUUCGAUUGCUUUAUUUAUUUAUUAUUUAUUUAUUUUUUAAAUCGUAAUUGUUUUUAGUAGAAUCUACCAUGUCGAUAACUCUAAAGACUUGAGGAAACGGGGGAAAAGGGACACUGGAUCCAUUGACCUUUGCACUUGCAACAGCAGGAUUAUUUAUUUGAGCUAAAACCACAGUCAUUUCAGUACACGCUGAUGGGAUUUGUAUUAAGCCAUGGGAUUUGCCUUUGCCAUCUGAAAUCUGCGCUUGAACUCCAUAAAAGCUUCUAAAGGAUUAUUAAAAUGACAUUUGUAUCUCUGUGAUGUCAUCGAGUUUGAAAGUCAAGCCUUCUCUAAGUAAUACUAGUUAUGUAACGACUACCUACAACAUCGUAGGGCUACAUACAUGUUAUCAGUCAGUGAAUCUAAUUCAACAAUGAUUCUAAGAUCAGGAGAUAUUUUUUACGCUACUCUGUGAAUUGAUCUUUCGGUCCAGUCAUGUGGUCACUUCCAUUACUACGUCACACUGAAGUUCCACCAAAAGUGACUGAGAACUUCAUUCUGUCUGGUUAUCGUUUCCCCAACUACAGUCUACGGGAGUGCCUAGCCUCUGCUUUUCGUCCCACCAAUGAGACCGGAAACUUCUGGACACACUUCCUCCCCAUCUUUGUGUUCACCUAUCACUUUCUGGAGGUUUUCACAUGGGAAGGAGCACCUGAACCUAGCAAUCCUUUUUUCUACCCUUUCUGGAACUACUUCCUGGGAGUGUUGUACCUGCUGCUAGGCAGCAGUCUGGCUCAUCUCCUCAACUCCAUGUCACUCAUCAUUCGUGAAAUCUGUUUCUUUGUGGACUAUGGGACUAUUAGUGCGUAUACAGUGGGUUCUUCACUAGCGUAUUACUACUACAUCCAUCCUCAAGCAGGAAUACCAGAGAUUGGAUUUGAGGGACAGAACUCUACUCAAAGAAAGAGCCUGAACGCUGAUGAAGAGUCUUGGCUCUCUGCAUCUUUUCACACUCAGGUCCAACAGUUCUUUGAAAGCCUCUACAUCCCCUCCUCCUGUCUGAUCGCUAUCAUAUGCGUCAUCACCUGCUGUAACACCAGACAGUGCUGGCGGAAGUACCGCUAUGCUGUCCGCACCCUUGUCUUCCUCCUUCCGUUUUUCAUCUCCUCUACUCCUGUCUUCUACCGUCUCUCCGUGAGCUCGCCGUCAUCCUCCUCCCCUCAUCUGUUCUCCACCAUGGCUGCCUUCUUCUACCGUCAUUGCUUUUGGCUGGUGGUAUCUGCCAUCUUCAAUAUCAGUAAGAUCCCAGAACGUUUUUCUCCUGGGAUCUUUGAUAUCUGGGGUCACAGCCAUCAGUGGUUCCAUUGCUGCACGUUCCUGUCGAUACUGGACGAGCUGCAAAUGAUCAAAGUGGAGAUGUGGGACCUGCUUCUCAACCCAACUUUGGUACUUUCAUCUGCAACGCCACCUAGGCUUCCUGGACCAACACUCUGGUCCACCUAUGGGGUCAUGGUGCUCCUGCAGGGGUGCAUAGCAUGUGUCAUAGCCUGGUUUGGUUGGCAGGCAUAUCAGAUCUACCAACCAGAGCAAAAAAAGAUAAAGGGACAUUAGGAUGCACUGCAUGCUGCUCAGGAUUAAAGUUCUUGUUUUGGAUUUUAUGUUUUGAAUAAUGUUUUAAUUAUUACUGCAGUGUCACUUAUAAAAUGGAUCAGUCACCCAAAAAUGAUAAUUGUCAUUAUUACUGAACCUCAAGUUGUUUCAAAAUUCAUCUGGCUUUCUUUCUUUUGCAAAAACACAAGAUAUUUGAAUAUUUUUGAAUAGGACCCAGAACUUUCAAGCUCUAAGAAGGACAUAAAGGCCAACAUGAAAUUAAACCAUAUGAAUACACUGGUAUAUUCAAAGUCUUCUUCACUUUGUACGAUGAAGGGAUCCAAUCUUAAGCCUUUUGCUUUCCACAUAAGAAAGAAAGGUUUGUAAUGAAAUUAAGGUGUGUAAAUGAUGACAUCAUUUUCAUUUUGGGUGAACUGUCCCAUUAAAGCUGCAGUAGGUAACUUUUGUAAAAAUAUAUUUUUCUCAUAUUUGUUAAACCUGUCAUUUUGUCCUGACAGUAGAAUAUGAGACAGAUAAUCUGUGAAAAAAUCAAGCUCCUCUGGCUCCUCCCAGUGGUCCUAUUGCCAUUUGCAGUUACUGACCGCUCCCGGUAAGAAAUCAACCAAUCAGAGCUGCGGUCUGUAACUUUGUGUUCAAAAUGUAGAAAAAUUUAUAUAAUAAGCGAGUACACCAUGAAUCCAUUUUCCAAACCGUGUUUUUAGCUUGUCCUGAAUCACUAGGGUGCCCCUAUAAUAAGUGUUUAUAUUCGGACUAUUUUAGAUUGCUUCGGGGGUACCGCGGCGGAGUAACCCAGUACCUUUGUGAUUCUUCAUAGACAUAAACAGAGAGAAGUAGUUCCGGCUACGAUGUUCUUCCGCAAGACGCAAGCAGUUCUGUUUAUUAACCGCUAGAGCGUCUAAAGUUACCUACCGCAGCUUUAAGUUUGAUAUUGCCACAGGAAAAAAAAAGUGCACAAUAGGCAUUAAUUGACAAAAACUGUGAAUGUUUCAGCAGGUUUUAUUGUAAGGACGUUGGAGUUAGACUGUUUUUUGCUGUCAAGUGUCAAAGUCCUCGCUACUCUGUAAUCAGCAAGCUAACUCUGCCACGUUUGCUCCCCAGGGACUGUAUUGUUGAGUGAACUUUCCAGAAAGUUCACAUAAGUUUCACUCAAGAGGGGUGCAUGAUUGAGCUUUUACUGGGACACCUUAUAUUGAAACACUUUCCAUCACUGAAAUUCUUUUUCUCAGUCUAUCUAUCACUGUAUCGCUUUUCCUCUCAUCUGCCCACUUACAUUUCCUCCCUCUUUUUAACAAACCCUUCAAACAGGAAAAGCAGACAAACACAAAUAAGCCAAAAAUGUUUGAAGCAAAGGGAAAUGAGAGGGGUGGAGUUUGCAUGCUGCUUUACAUCACUGUAGUGCUAAACUACACCCCUUCACAGUUUCUAAUAAACAUUAUAUUUCACUCUAUACUGUCAUUACUGUCGAUUAUAGACCUUAACGUGUGUGGCAGCAUUAGGUGGUAACCAUAGAUUUCAGUUAAAAUUCUAUAUUUUAAGCUACUGUAACUAUGCAUUGUUAUUGAUUGUAAACGCUUCUCUAUGACUUGACAUUUGAAGGCCUUUGCGAAGACGAAGCCAUAUCAUAAGGGCCUUUUGCACCACGUGAAUCUUUUCAUAGUACCAGAACUAAUUGUGGAACUACCCAAUUUUUGGCGUUUUCACACUAAGUAGACGUUGAUAUGCCAGCUUAUUUUGCAAGUAUGGAGAACAGCGUUAGAAGAACUGAUACUGAAGUGCAGGUACUUGUAGCAAAGGUAGAACUUCCAGUUCUAGUUGGAGAUUCUUAAUCCUCCUUUCCAUUCUUUCAAUCGCUUAAUGUAGCUAUACGUCGACAUUCCAUAUCCUUUAUUGUGAAACUCGCGAGACACAACAAAAACACAGCUCCGAUCACAGCGUCCUCCAUCCUCCUGUUAUUAAUGUUGUUCUUCUUUGCUUUCGUUGUAGAUCGCAGCCCAAAAAUUAUGUCGCUGUCAACCAGCUUACGUCACUUCCUAGAACACACUGUUGAUGCGAAUGCAACCCUUUAAUUGGUGCUGGGAAGUAGUUUGCGCAAAAUCGUCCCAGUACUUCAGCUUUGUACAUUUAGCUCUGGAACUAAAGCAGUGCGAAAGGCACUAUUGUUUGAAAAACAUAUCAGCAAGUACUGUUUUUACAUGUAAAGGCCAUUUUUGAAAAAAAAAAAAAAAACAGGUUAACUGUAAUCAUGCAUUACUCAAAAAUGUCUGUGGUAGCCUAUAUCAUAGUUAUAAAUAACUUCUAGAAAGUGUUACUUGUUGGCUGUAUUCAGCUUUGUUGUACUGCAUACAGCCUUGAGUUGUCACUGGUCUUUUUGCUGGGUAGUUAAAUGUUCCUUCAUCCAAUCAGAAUCAGAUAAUUUCAGUAAGUGGUGCUCUUUUAAGAGAGUGUGAAAAGUGCUUUAAUGAAACACCUGUUGACAAUUAGACAGGUUGUUUAGUCUGAGAGAUUGGUGUGGUUUAACAAUAUAUGUGAAUGUAUGUGUAAACAUGUCUUUCUGUUGCUGUGAAUUACAAACUGGUGUCAUUGAUGAAUCAGAUGUUGUGACUGUCAAAAAAAAAUGUUAUGUCUCUGUUGUUCUGUCCUCCAAUUUCAAGAGUCAGGCAGGCCUAAUAGUUGCAAUAGCUGUGAGGACAUAUUAUAUAUAUAUUUUUUUUAAUUUAGUCUUUUAUGUAUUUCAUCAUUCACAGGGAUCCAUUCGUUAUUCAUUAAUAACUUGAGUUUUGAAAGCCUCAUACUUAAUACUAUUGUAUCGUAUAAUGAGAUAAAUAAUUUAUUACACUGUGUUGCACAAGUGUAGUAUUAAAAUCUAGACAGAAUAUAUGAUUUGCACAUAAAUGACUUAAUGUGUCUGCGCUGGACUGUGAUCUUGACUGGGACCCAAUGUACAUUUUUUUCCUGUUUUAAUAUAUUGAGGUGGGUUAUCUACAAAGUCCAAAGGUUUCAGCAAUUUUGACAGAGCAUUGUUGGGCUGUUCGUGACUUUUGUUUGCCAUCAUGCAAGUCUGCCAACUUUGUGCUCGGCUUAUGCUAACACCUCACUUCUGUAUUUAGAUAUAGUUAUACUCUACAGAUCAAAUGUACAAGAGACUUAACCUGUAUCAUAUUUGCUUUGGAGAAAACACCAAAAUAUGAAUAUUCAAAAAUUGGUUUAAAACCGGUUGAUUAGAAAUUCUAGUUCUAGAAGAGUUUGUAGUUCUCAGGGGAGAAGACAGAAACUAUGCUGGAGGCACACUGAGUUUAUCAUCAUAGUUUACUUAAGUAGAACAUGCUGAUAUAUCUUAUUUAUUAAGAUAUAGGCUUGAACGUGAAAGUAGAAUACUUCAAUUUAGAGGAUAUGAAUAUGUAAGAGUUAUUGUACUGCUUCUAUUUCAAUCUGUGUCAAAAGAUGAAAACUAGGGAUCAAUAAAUUUAAAUGGUAUAA
Messenger RNA from Carassius gibelio (silver crucian carp), 5818 nucleotides. RefSeq names its product membrane progesterone receptor epsilon-like. Lineage: Eukaryota; Metazoa; Chordata; Actinopteri; Cypriniformes; Cyprinidae. The record is from RefSeq and is a predicted model, not a curated record. Gene Ontology annotation, cellular component: membrane. The transcript has a single exon. The coding region runs from base 1226 to 2341 and encodes 371 amino acids. Gene Ontology annotation, molecular function: signaling receptor activity.